Molecule: messenger RNA, 1329 nt
Organism: Columba livia (rock pigeon)
Lineage: Eukaryota; Metazoa; Chordata; Aves; Columbiformes; Columbidae
Product: protein phosphatase 1 regulatory subunit 3C-B-like
Exons: 1
Coding region: 1-867 (288 amino acids)
Biological process (GO): regulation of glycogen biosynthetic process
Cellular component (GO): protein phosphatase type 1 complex
Molecular function (GO): glycogen binding; protein phosphatase 1 binding
Source: RefSeq, a predicted model, not a curated record
AUGCCCGUGGACCUGGCCGUGCGGGUCUGCCUGAGCCACUCACCCCCCAUCUGCAAGCUGCUGAACUCCUACGACGAGCUGCGGGUCAGCCGGGGGCGCAAACCCCUCAGAUCCUGUCUCAACCAAAGGCUGAGCACAGAACCUGAACCUGAGCGGCGGGACAGCACCAAGAGCUCCAAGGGCCAGAAGAAGAAGAGGGUUGUGUUCGCUGACAUGAAGGGGCUCUCGCUGACAGCUGUCCGCUUCUUCUCAAAGAUCGAGGAGGACCUCUGCGACUUGCAGCAUGCCCUGUCUGACCUUGCCUGCUUCCGACCCAGGCUGCGGAGCUCCUGCCGAGAGGUGUGCAGGUAUGUGCUGGACUUUCCACAGCCCUCUGUGGACUACGUGACUUUCCGCAGCCGCCUGCACAGCAACCUUGUCUGCUUGGAGAACUGCCUGAUCCAGGACCGUGCCCUGUCCGGGACAGUGAAGGUCAGAAACAUUGAGUAUGAGAAGAAAGUGAUGGUCCGCAUCACCUUUGAUGGCUGGAAGAGCUUCCGAGAUAUCUCCUGCCAGUAUAUGCACAGCACGUAUGGCUCAGCUGACACAGACACUUUCUCCUUUGAGCUUGCCCUGCCCAAGCCAUCUGUCUCUUGCAGGGCCACAGAGUUCUGCAUCUCCUUCCAGUGCAGACAGAAGACCCACUGGGACAACAACCACGGGAGGAACUACAGGAUCUGCCCUGUGGGCGUGACCCGCCCUCCCUCCCGCGCCGUGAAGAGUGCCAGCAGUGCCUGGGAGCACCUCGGCACCUCUCGAGCUGCUGCCCUGGUCCUCUCUCACCUGCAGACCUGGCGCCGCACGGAGGCCCAGGCUCCCUACUGGUAGGACAGCAGUGUGUGCAGAGGUUGUAGGUCCCUUCCCUGUCCCCGCUGUGGUACAGGGGCUGUGGGGAGGGGUCAGCCGCAGAAGGUGCUGCUCCCAGUUUGUUGGCUUCUCCAUGUGUCCAACCUGCUGCUGUACAAGCGGCUGCCACUCUCCAUGGAAGCUCCUUCACCGCUGGCUGGAAGCUGCCGCUCAGCGUGACUCAAGGUGACACUGACCCGAGAGGGACGGAGGAACAGCUGCAGCCCCCGGGCUGUCUGUCAGGCGCUUCGGGUGGAACCAGCGUGUGAGCAGCCGGGUCCCAGUGCUGGCCAAGUGCCUUGUGCAGAGCUGCUGGGCAGGGGCUGCGCUCCCCGUGUGACAGCGGCGCAGCAGCCGCCGGCGGGUCCCGCGGGGGUUCCGGGCCGGGGCCGCCCCGGGCGCGGUGCGUGUAACGGGGGUUAAUAAAGUGACUUGGCGACCGCG